CAGAAGCAGCUGUCGCAGUCUUGGCUCCGCAGUGCGUGGGAGGGAUCAGCCCUACCGUGCGCUCCGGGCUGGGGGUGUUGGGCCUGACCCCCUGCAUGCUCUCGCCCUGACCCAGGUGCAUCUGCAGACGCAGCAGGAGGUGAAGAUGCGCAUGACAGGCAUGGCGCUGCGUGUGAUCCGCACCGAUGGCUUUCUGGCGCUCUACAACGGGCUCAGCGCCUCGCUCUGCCGCCAGAUGACGUACUCCCUGACCCGCUUCGCCAUCUAUGAGACCGUGCGGGACCGCGUGAGCCAAGGCACCCAGGGACCUCUGCCCUUCUACCAGAAGGUGCUGCUGGGUGCUGUGGGAGGUUUCACUGGUGGGUUUGUGGGGACCCCGGCAGACAUGGUGAACGUCAGGAUGCAGAAUGACAUGAAGCAGCCGGUGCAUUUGAGGCGGAAUUACUCCCACGCCCUGGAUGGCAUGUACCGAGUGCUCCGUGAGGAGGGCUUGAAGAAGCUGUUCUCAGGUGCUACGAUGGCGUCGAGCCGAGGGGCCCUGGUCACCGUUGGACAGCUCUCCUGCUAUGACCAGGCCAAGCAGCUGGUUCUCACGACCGGGCUUCUCUCCGACAACAUCUUCACUCACUUCCUGGCCAGCUUCAUUGCUGGCGGAUGUGCCACGUUCCUCUGCCAGCCCAUGGACGUACUCAAGACCCGCCUGAUGAAUUCUCAGGGAGAGUACCGGGGUGUUGUCCACUGCGCAGUGGAGACCGCCAGGCUCGGACCUCUGGCCUUCUACAAGGGCUUCGUUCCUGCUGCCAUCCGCCUGGUGCCUCACACCGUCCUCACCUUCGUCUUCCUGGAGCAGCUGCGCAAGUACUUUGGGAUCAAAGUGCUGGCCUGAGGGGGGAAGGGCCCUGCGCCUUCCAGACUCCUCCCGGGGGAUGAGACCCAGCAAGACACCACUGAGGUCCCAGAAGGCCCCUCCCCAUCCUCCCUGCCCCCCACUAACCCAGCUGGGCCAAAGGGCCCCCCUUCCUGCCCCUGGACUGGCCCCACAGUUGCCAUAGCAAUAGGGAUGGGUCCUCUCCUCCCUGCACCUUACAGGCCCCCGGGGGGGCAUGACCUGGGAGGCCAAGGCUCUUCGGAGCCGGUCCAUCCCCUGCUCUGUGACAGGCCUCGAGUCCCAGGGCGCCCGUGUUUACAGCAGAACCUGGCAGGUUCUUCAGCGACGGGGGCUCAGGUGGGGCCGGCUCCCCCGGCCCUCAGGGCAGCGGGUCUAGUGGCAGUAUUACCGGUGGCGGCUGGGGAGGGGAUCGCGGGCUUCCCCAGAGGAUCCCGGGGCGGAGAAAGGAGACCCAGGCUCAGGGUGCCGAACCAGUUCUGUUUGGCUCCCGCCUCCAUCCCCGUGUGAUCUCUGCCCGUGUCGGACUGAUGGCAUCCCCAUCCCCUCCUUCCUGCAGGUCCUUGGCUUGCUGUCCACGGGUUCCCCCUCUUCUGGGAUGGGUCUAGUGCCGCCCCCGGUAAUACUCUCCCCAGUAGUCUGGCUCCCUCAGCCCCUCUCCUGCCUCUCCCCACCUGCUGCCUCAUGCUUUAAAGAUCAGUUUGCUCAGCCAAAAUCUCCCAGACACCCAAAGGUUGUUGGGCUCUUCAGGGAUCUGUGCUUUGUACCAAUGAUGGAGAAAGGACCCUCCCCUGCUCAGCUGCCCCAGGCAGAGGGUGGAGCGCCGGCUAGGGGCAGGGAGAGUAAAGUCCUUCUCCUGCGCACACAGCCCAGCUCCCGUCCUGGGCUGGGCAGUGCCUGACCCGCUGUGUCUGCGGCUCUGCCUCAAACCCGCCUGGGGCACACGAUGCCUCAGGCCACGAUGGGGACUUGGCAGGAGUCACCUUGGAAAGUGUCUUACGUAGAUGAAAAGUAGCUGUGGGAACCCGUCCAAACCGCACCUGCUGUCUAGUCUGCACCCGGUGGUCCGGACCGACAGACUGAUGGGUGUGAGCUCUGCAUAGCACACGGGUGCCCCGGCCUUGUACCCUGGGGGUUGGAGCAGUUCAGGAGAGAUCUGAGCUGUUGUCUAACCCUGUGGUGGUGCAGCAAAGUGGGACCCCGACAUCCAGCACAUUCCAGCGGAGCUGCCUUCUCCGGCAGACCGGGCCUCCUGCUGGCAGCUUUGCUGGGGCUGCUCUGUGCUGGCCCUGCUGUAGUGUCUAAGGAUCAGAGUGAGUCGCGGGGGCUGGAUCCUGCUUGUGACGGGAGCGUUUGUAUCUCAUGCCUGCUCCUUGCUGCUGCUGCCCCCACGAGCCAACACUUCUGAAAUGCUGCUGCUGCCCGCAAGUAGUCGGGCCAGGCAAUGAGCCAGGUGC
This is a messenger RNA of Terrapene triunguis (Three-toed box turtle), 2343 nucleotides long. RefSeq names its product solute carrier family 25 member 10 (gene SLC25A10). The record is from RefSeq and is a predicted model, not a curated record. Gene Ontology annotation, biological process: oxaloacetate transport; succinate transmembrane transport; phosphate ion transmembrane transport. NCBI's taxonomy places the organism in Eukaryota, Metazoa, Chordata, Testudines, Emydidae. Gene Ontology annotation, molecular function: succinate transmembrane transporter activity; sulfate transmembrane transporter activity; thiosulfate transmembrane transporter activity. Gene Ontology annotation, cellular component: mitochondrial membrane. The transcript is spliced from 10 exons. Bases 146 to 886 code for a protein of 246 amino acids.